Molecule: messenger RNA, 1089 nt
Organism: Trichoderma atroviride IMI 206040
Lineage: Eukaryota; Fungi; Ascomycota; Sordariomycetes; Hypocreales; Hypocreaceae
Source: RefSeq, a predicted model, not a curated record
AUGGGCAACUUCGGAUAUAUCGCCUUGAUUAGCAUGGUUGCUAGCAUGGCCCAUCCCAUCCUUGCAACUUACUCGCCCGGCAAAGGAGGGCAAAUCAACUUUUAUACGGAUACCAAGUGCUCGCAUUACAACGGAGAAGUAGCCUGCUGGUGGAAUAAAACACCAUUUAUCGGUCUGGCGUACGAGGGAGGUGGCCCUGGCGACUGUUUCCAGCUCAACAUGCCCGGUAAUUCCCAGUCGAUUAAUAUAGCUGGCAUGUGGAAGAGCGGUGGAGGUGCAGAUUCUGGCGGUUCUGCUUCGAGCCAACCGGAUGAGCCCCCACACCCCUCAUUUGAGGAGCUUCGGAGCAAUGAGGAGCGCGUCCUCUUCUCUCCCGCCGCCAAGCGUCUCUACUGGCCUCUAGAAGGCGUCUUUCCUUCCGCGAUAUCCGUCAUGAGGACCUCUCGCAGCGUGGUCGAGCUUGAACCCUUCUUCAGACCAGACACCAGCGGCAGCGGUAGUGGCACCUGGCAUGAGAUCUCAUCGCUGCCUCUGACCGACCCAAAGGUCUCUUCUGUUGAGGCUUCACUACGCGACCUUGAUCAAUGGGAAUCUGAUUGGCUAGCAUGGCAUAGGGACCAUACUGCAUCUGAGUUUAGCGCUGAGUAUAUCACCUAUGGAGAUCUCAGCGAUGAAGAGCGACCCUACGCAAAUGAGCCCAAUCAGGAUGGCAGCUGGGAGGAUGACUCCGAUGCUGAGUUUCUCAUACGCUGUUGCGAAAACGAUAGGCCGCUCAGGAAGGGAGGGCUAAAGAUUAAAGUUACAUCAUCUGCAGGCAACAACUUUGUCACUGUGCAUGAUUAUGUCAGUGCCGUGCAUCCAUGGCUCAUGGGCUUACGUGGGGAUAUCAUGCGAGCAAAGGCUGUCGCACGUCCCGUGCCUUAUGUUGAGUCAAUGGCCAACACCGAGUGGAUUGUUAGCAACUUGACUGCGCCGCAACACGAGAUACUGACGAAAGAACUUUGGAUAGAGAUGCAUCGCCCGCCACGCCCAUUGGACGCUGCAACCUCUAGAUUUCUGCAAAGAGUAGGCGCAAGAACGGUCCGGUAA